AUGGCAACACUGAACGAGCAACUUGCGACUCUGGUUGAGAAUUACUCGGCUUGUGAUGUAUCAGACGCCCUCAUAAAGCUCCAAAAGACACCGGAAGGCAGCAGAGCGAGAGCAGGCUACCUCGCAGACCUAGUCCCAUUCUCUCCAAUAACAGGCCGCAACACACAAACCCCCAAAAUCGCCGCACCAGCAACAACCUUCAAAUUCAUCUCAAAGAGCAGCAAGUCACCAAGUAUAGCAACAGAGAAUCCACGAAAGCACGGCUUCGAAUCGGGCAAGCACUGGGUCGACCAUGUAGGCGAAUUCGCAGCUGCAGAUCCUUCAGGCGCUGGUUCUAUUGUUGUUAUUGAACAGCCGGAUGAUCAGUUCUGUGCUGUUACCGGUGGUAUUAUGGCGACUAGGAUGGUAGCUGUUGGGAUUCGGGGGACUGUUGUUGGUGGCAGGAUUAGGGAUUUGGGGGAGUUGAGGGGGACCGGUCUUCCGAUCUGGGCGCGGGCUACCUCGACUGUUGGGACUAAUGCCGAGGCGAAAGCUGGUGCUCGCGAUGUGCCGAUAUCGAUUGGGGGUGUUACUGUUUCACCGGGAGAUAUUAUCUUCUGUGAUCCGUUGGAAGGUGUCGUUGCUAUUCCUCGUGAACUGCUGGGUCAAGUGCUUGAGAUCAUGCCUAAGUUGAUUGCGAUGGAUGAGAAGGCUAAGGAGGCCGUUGCCCAGGGUAUGAGUGUUACGGAUGCCUUCAAGAAGUUCCGCUCUGCGUUAUGA
Messenger RNA from Penicillium canescens, 759 nucleotides. RefSeq names its product RraA family protein. The coding region runs from base 1 to 759 and encodes 252 amino acids. The record is from RefSeq and is a predicted model, not a curated record. The transcript has 5 exons. NCBI's taxonomy places the organism in Eukaryota, Fungi, Ascomycota, Eurotiomycetes, Eurotiales, Aspergillaceae.